Molecule: messenger RNA, 456 nt
Organism: Ailuropoda melanoleuca (giant panda)
Lineage: Eukaryota; Metazoa; Chordata; Mammalia; Carnivora; Ursidae
Gene: PRM3
Product: protamine 3
Exons: 2
Coding region: 16-369 (117 amino acids)
Biological process (GO): flagellated sperm motility
Cellular component (GO): cytoplasm
Source: RefSeq, a predicted model, not a curated record
GGACUCCACCCUCCCAUGCUGAAAUUGUGUGGCACGGUGGCCUUCUCGCCCAGUCUGGAGAGGCAGCCAGAGCAGACAAUGGGUUCCCGUUGUGCCAAGCUCGGCACAGGCCACAGCCGGGGCCACGAAUCCUCCAUGAAGAAGCUUGUGGCCUGCGUGAGUCAGGAUAACUUCUCCUUGUCGUCCGAGGGUGAGGAAGAGGAGGAGGGAGAGGAGGAGGGAGAGGAGGAGGAGGAGGAGGAGGAGGAGGAGGAGGAGCUCCCGGUGCAGGGCAAGCUGCUGUUGAUGGAGUCUGAGCAGCAGGAGGAGGGCGCUGAAGAAGAUCCCGUGGCCCAGCAGAGCCCGGAGCCCAAGCAGACACACUCCUGAUCCACGACGGUGGCCCAGGAAGAGGGGCCUGCCAGCGUUCCAGCGAGAAGAACUUUCAGAAAAGAGUCAAUAAAAAGUCUUCAAGGA